CUCAAAAACACGUGGCCAGUCCAAUUAAAUUGAAGAAGUAAAUAUAAAAUAAGAGCCAAAAAAAUAAAAAAAUUCGUCUCGCCAGAAAUCACAAAACCACGUCGCAAUAUCUCUCCGGCGAUUAUUUUUUCUGGCAGCUACAAAGCUUCUAUAAGCAAUGACAACAUCAAAGCGACUUGCUGAUAAGAAGGUGCAACGGUUCCAGAAAAAUAUCACCAAGCGUGGAGCUGUGCCAGAAACAGUCUCAAAAAAAGGGGAGAAAUAUCCUGUCGGCCCUAUAUUGCUCGGGUUUUUUGUGUUUGUGGUGGUUGGCUCAUCUCUAUUUCAGAUAAUCAGGACAGCUACUAGCGGGGGAAUGGCUUAACAAUACAGUUGCACUGCUACAGUUGGCUUGUCUGUGUUGUAACACCAUGCACACCCCUCAAACCUUGCCCAAACGUAGGAUUGCAAGAUUCCUUGUUCUGCUGAAUCUGAUCUAUUGGUCUAAAUUUGAAGUAAACUGAGCAAGUAAUAUAUGAAGUUUGUUGUGUUUGUCCUGUUUUAACUUUCAAUAACAUAAACCACUAAUUUGAUAAAUUACCAUGAUGUUUGUAUUCGAUUCA
Messenger RNA from Daucus carota subsp. sativus, 602 nucleotides. RefSeq lists its product as uncharacterized. NCBI's taxonomy places the organism in Eukaryota, Viridiplantae, Streptophyta, Magnoliopsida, Apiales, Apiaceae. The record is from RefSeq and is a predicted model, not a curated record. Bases 158 to 364 code for a protein of 68 amino acids. Gene Ontology annotation, biological process: endoplasmic reticulum unfolded protein response. Gene Ontology annotation, cellular component: endoplasmic reticulum. The transcript has 3 exons.